Molecule: messenger RNA, 753 nt
Organism: Nicotiana tabacum (common tobacco)
Lineage: Eukaryota; Viridiplantae; Streptophyta; Magnoliopsida; Solanales; Solanaceae
Source: RefSeq, a predicted model, not a curated record
AUGCUAAAGAAAUUGAUGGUUGACCAGCAGGCCCAAGAAGAAGCGAUGAGAAAUUUGGAGCGACAAAUGGGACAACUUGCCAGUGCCCAUAAUACUCGACUAGUUGGAGCUCUUCUAAGAGACAUUGAGGCUAAUCCUAAGACAUCUAUUAAUAAGCAGAAUAAAAGAAAAGCAAGGGAGUCAGAGAAACCAACUGAAGAGGCGGUGGCUAAGCAACCCCCACCAUUAGUUGCAAGUCCACCACCUCCGUUUCCUCAGAGAUUGCAGAAAGUGAAGGAUAAUGCGGCCUAUAAAAAGUUUCUUGAUAUUUUGAAGCAGGUGAAAAUCAAUAUUCCACUGGUAGACAUCCUUCAAGAAGUCCCCAAAUAUGCUAAAUACAUCAAGGGCAUAGUGGCAAAUAAGAGGAGGUUGAUAGCGUUCGAGACUGUGACACUCACUGAAGAAUCUAGCUUAAGAAUUCAAAGCAAGCUACCUCAGAAAUUAAAAGAUCCAUGUAGUUUCACUAUCCAAAUCUCGAUUGGUAAGCACGUAGUCGAGCGAGCUUUGUGUGAUCUUGGGGUGAGCAUCAAUUUGAUGCCACUAUCUGUAUUUAGACAGUUGGGGUUGGGUGAGUCGUGCCCAACCACGGUGAUUUUACAGUUGGCCGAUCGCUCCCUUGCUCAUCCUGAAGGAGUGAUUGAAGAUGUGUUAGUUCAAGUGGGUUCUUUCAUAUUCCUUGCUGAUUUCAUUUUCUUGGACUAUGAGCCUGAUUAG